Molecule: messenger RNA, 2661 nt
Organism: Pseudozyma flocculosa PF-1
Lineage: Eukaryota; Fungi; Basidiomycota; Ustilaginomycetes; Ustilaginales; Ustilaginaceae
Exons: 1
Coding region: 1-2661 (886 amino acids)
Source: RefSeq, a predicted model, not a curated record
AUGUCCGGCAACGAAUCUAGCGUCGAUGACGGGCAGACGGACGCCACUUCGACCAGCGAGUCGGGCCAAGUCGCUCGAGAGCAGGCCGGUUCGCUCUCCGAGCUGGGCAAGCUGAUGGCCAGGGUUCAGCAGCAGCAGCAGGACCUCGCAAGCUUCACCUUUGGUGGUCUCGCCGACACGUUGCCGCCGCUUUCUAGCAUCAGCGUCAACGGGUGCGGUCCGAUCCCCCUCCCGCUCGUCGACCACGAGGACGCCAAACGACUCGCUGGUGUCUGCGAACGGGCGCCGUCACCGUGCGCAGCUUUUGCCGACGCUUCGGCUGGCAAACCCUGCCAGCUCGAUGCGGGAAAGGUGACCGUCGACAACCAGGCGUGGCGCGACGGCCUCGCUGCCCUUGGCUCGCAGAUCGCCGACAGGUUCGGCUUUGUCGACACGCCCCUCACGCUGCACCUCGACAAGUUUCUCUUUCACGAGGCCGGCGGUCCCUCUGGCAGCCUUUGUCGCACCAAAUCCCGCGACGGCAUGUUUGCCACGCUCGUCGUGCAGCUCCCCUCGAUCCACAGCGGCGGCCAGCUGGCCGUAUACAAGGGAGGCGACUCGAUGACGCACGACUUUGGCGCUGUAGCCGGCACGACCGCGUCCGGAUGCCACUUUGCUGUCCACCACUCGGACCUCGAGCACGAGGUGCUGUCCGUGACGCAGGGCUACCGUCUCCUGCUCGUCUAUGCCGUCUGCUGGCCGGCGGAUCGCGCCAGGUCGACGAUCCCCUCCACCGUCGACGACGAUGUCGUCUCGCAGAUGGCGGCUUGCCUCUGGCAUCUGAGCAAACAGGAGCGUCACUUCUACCUCUUCCUCGACCACGAGUACCCUGCCGAGCUCAGCACCGGUCAAGGCAACACGGUCUUCAAGGGCGUCGACCAUGAGCGCCUCGUGAGCCUGCGUGCCGCCAAUACGCUGCUCUCGGAGGAUCGCCGCUACGCAUUCUUCGUGGCCAAGGCCCGGAUUGACCGGAGAUUUGUGUCCCACUCAUAUGGGGACGUGUCGUUGAGCAAAACGUGCGCGAUCGCCUUUGCAGAUUUGCAACACCUCGACGGAGGCACGCGCAUCCCGGGAAACUGCAGUCCAGACAAGUACUUCGGCGACGAGGACAUCCUCAACCCGGACGCCGAAACGCUCAAGGAUCCCUGGGAGCGACGCCCAAAGGCGCAGGACGAGAACGGCGUGCACGAAUCGGAACUUCCAGAGCGGUGGACCAAGAAUGUCCUGAUCGCGUGGCCAGACCGCGAUUGGCACCGGCUUACGAUAGCAUGCGUGGGGGAGACCAACUACUUCUGCAACAACAUCCUGGCCAGGCACAUCCUCCCAGACGCCUCCCUGCGAUCUUUCCUGGAGCUCACAAAGAAGUUUCACGCCCCCACGGUACGUGAACUCAAGAGCAAGAUGCGUCUCGAGAACCUAUGCGUAAUCGUCGUCCAGACACUCGUCAAGCGCCCGUUCAACCAGCAGCUGCUCGACCUCCUGUUGGACAUCUACUCGAUGACCGACAUGCUCCAGUCCCCGUUUGCCGACAGGCGCGCCUUCCUCCCGCUGCUCAUGUGGGAGGAAGCGAGGCCGACGGUACGGGUUCGCCUCUUUGACAUGCUGUCCCCAGACCCGCUCCUCAUCCUCACGGCGGUGGUACAGUGCAGAGAGGACGGAGCGCAGGACAUGGCCGAGACGCUUAUCAAGGUCCUGCUGCGUUCCGAACACGGCCUCGGACGUGGAGACCAUGGUUUCAAUUGCGCGAAGCCAUUCACGAUACUCCGCUACGCACUGUCCGAGCCGAACGCCGCCGUCUGCGGAAACGUCGUGCAACGACUCCUCAACUCACCCGAUGCCCGUCUUAGCUUCGAACCGGGCAUGGACGCGCUCCUCGGGAUCCGAUCCGACUCUCCGGACGACUACAGCGAGGCGAAGCGCGAUGCCAUCCGUCCGUACGUCGAGCGCAGCCUCGCCUGGCUCCGAGAGGAGCGCGACGAGACCGCGCUGCCCAGGCCGGCGGAAGACUACUGGCGCUUCGAUUCCGCCGACUUCUACCACGAUGCCCGGGUCGAAGCUUUCCUCCGGGGACCCGAACGCACCAUCACCAUCUCGGGACUGGACGCAGCCGAGGCGCGGGACCUCGUCGCCAACUGCGAAGAGAGGAUGCCCGUCGAAGCCGCGACGAACGUGGAGGCGUGGCGACGUCGUGGCUGGCGCCCGUUUUCGUUUACGACGGCGGCGACGUUCGAGGCGGACGACGGCAGGACGUCCUGCGUCACGCUCACCAAGACGGACCUGUACCCGCAGCAGCGUCAGCUCGGUCGAUCCUGGAAGGUGAAGAGAUUGGACAAGCAGCUGGCCGAGUGGGCGUCGCUGCUCGUGGUGUCCUCCCGUCCUCGAGCUAGCGCGGAGACGGUCCAGAUCGAGGCCGAGGCCGAGCCGAAUCGCGAUGGCGUGCAUGAGAAGGAUGUCCAGCAAGCUCAGGGAGCAUCGACGUUGCAGCCGAAGCCGGACGAGGGCAGCAAGCCCGCCGCUGCUCCCAGCUCUGCUCGCAGCAGAAGGGCCACAUCGCCGCACUCGCAGGACGGGGCGGAUGAAGGACAAGAGCACCGAAGCAAGCGGAUCAAGACGGACGAGUAG